CCGGCAUCUUCCGCUUCCGGAAGGAUUCCCAUUUACAACAACCAUGGCCGACGCCGUGAGCAAUGGGGGUGUCGGAGGCCCGGACCCAGACCCGCUCGGCCGGGAGCCCAUCCCGGGCUUUGCCGAUGUUGACGCCUACGUGCAGCACGUGCUGGGAAGUGUGGUGAAGGCGACACGGGCAUCUAUGGGGAUGCCGAGCCCCGGGGAGGAGCUGGAUUUUUACCAGACUUUCCCGGCAGUGCGGAACGUCUACGAGAAUUCAGCGCAAAGACUGCUCAAUGGCAUCUCCAAUCUGUCGCGUUAUUAUGGCUGCCGUGGUCACGUGACGGACUCGAUGGACCCCGAGGAGCGAUUCGAAGGGCUGGUGGAUGCCACCGACACCAUCCUGGAGCGUGUGGGCACGUUGUUGGACGAGGUAUCAGGGGUGAACAAAAAUAAGGCCCCCGUGCUCCCCCAGGGAACCCUGCCCCCCAAGACCAUCGUGUCCUCGUGGAAUCGUCGGAACCAGGAGUCUGCCUCGGCGCGAGGCCGCACAUUCCACGCGCUGCAGGCCAAGAACAUCGCACGGCCACAGCUCAGCUUCACGCAGAGAGUGGACAACUCAAACGUGCCUUUCCUGCCCAAGCUGCGUGUGAAGCCCAAUGCCCUCAAGCCGCUGCCAGCAGCACUGCGUUUACGCCGGGACGUGCGCCCGGAUGACCUGGACGUACCUCCCGCCCUCGCUGACCUCCUGCACCAGCAGCGUACGCAUACACAGGAAGACGUGUACCUUUGCCCACCAUACCAGUUUGAGCUGGAGAGUUUCACUCCCAGUGAGGAGCUCCUUCAAGAGCCAGAACCACAGAAGUUCCGGCCUCUGGAGGAGACGCCACUGACCUUAGUGACCUCCUUGGAAGAACUAGCGCAGGUCAACGAAAAGCUGCUCCAGUGCAAGGAGUUCGCUGUGGACCUUGAGCAUCACUCAUACCGUUCCUUCCUGGGCAUCACCUGCCUCAUGCAAAUCUCGACGCGCGAAGAGGACUUCAUUAUCGACACACUGAUGCUGCGCGACGACCUGCACAUCCUCAACGAGGCCUUCACCAACCCCAAAAUUGUCAAGGUUUUCCACGGAGCGGACUCGGACAUUGAGUGGCUGCAACGUGACCUGGGCCUGUACGUGGUGGGCCUGUUCGACACGCACCCAGCGGCGCGCUCCCUCGGCCUCGCCAGAAACUCGCUCGCCCACCUCCUCAUGCACUACUGCAGCCUGUCUACCGACAAGCAGUACCAGCUGGCUGACUGGCGCAUCCGGCCUCUCCUGCCAGACAUGCUGCACUAUGCGCGUGCCGACACGCACUACCUGCUGUACGUGUACGACCGCGUCCGCGCCGACCUGCUCACCAAGGCGCUGGGCCGACCCAACCUCCUGCAGCUUGUGUGGGACCAGAGCCGAACUGUGGCACUCAAGCGCUACCACAAGCCGGUGUUCACCGAGGACUCCUACCUGGAGCUGCUGCACAAGCACAAGCAGCCACUGGAUGUGCAGCAGAGCAGCGCCGCCCGGCUCCUGUACGCCUGGGGCCACCGCACGGCACGCACCGAGGACGAGAGCACGGGAUACGUCCUCCCAAACCACAUGCUCAUGAAGAUCGCAGAGGAGAUGCCUCGGGAGCUGCAGGGCGUGCUCGCGUGCUGCAAUCCGGUGCCGCCCCUCGUGAGGCAGAACGCCAAUGAGCUGUGGCAGCUCGUCAAGCAGGCACGCCUCGUCCCGCUCAUCAAGAGCGAAACGCCCAUCAAGGCUCCAUCGAGAACAUUCAUCACCCGGACAGAGCGAUUGGAAAACCCUCUCUUCUGUCCUCACGAUGGCUUAUCAUUGGACGACAGGCAGCCAAUCACAAGGCACGGUACUGAAGUGGAGGGAGCACGGAGGGCGGUGCCUGCCACGCGCCCGGUCCUCACCCUGUUUGACGACAGCGAAGAGCAGCAGAACGAGGCUCGCACUGCUCAGAGCUCCACGUCCCAGAUGAAGGCAGCGCGUGUCCUGCAGACGUUCGUCAACCCCUUUGGCAUGUAUCUACCAUCCAGUGACGGGAAAUCUCUGCCAUUUCAAGAAAAGAAAUUGGAUCCUAACUCAAAAGUGUUUGAGAUCUGUAGUCGCUGGAAACUGAUGAAAGCGCCAGAGAAACCAAAGAAGAGCUCUGCACAGCCUGCAAAAGCCAAACACGCGGAGAAGAAGAUGAAGGUGGAGCGCCCUCAAGAGGAGCCGGUCGCCGUACCGACUGUGCGAGAGCAGAAACAGGGUGCCAUACGUAGAGAGGCACCGGGGGCAGCCGAGGUCACGGAGGUCGGAGGGAAAAGGCAGCGCGCGGACUCGGACUCAUCGCCAGCGCCACCACUCGUGCCAGAUGACUUCACCCCCCACGAGUACACGGAGGCCGACGCUCACAUCUUCACAGCCGGGUGCUCUCGAGGAAGAGAUCAGAACAGACACACGACUCGGCAGGACAAGCAUAAGUUGCGCGGGCGGGGGCAAAGUGGUCGUACAGUCUUCAGAGGAUCGGCACGGGGCAUGACGUACAUGCAGGGACACAGUGGCCGGGGAGGCUCCCGGCAGGCGUGGCCGAAAAAAUGAAGAUGUGAAGAGAGGCGGUGAGAGUCCUGGAGGGGAGUGAACUGGCAUUGGUGCAGGGCGGACAACAAACGUCUCCCAUGGAUACGAGGCGACAUCAACAACAAACGCAAUUAACAGCAACAUCCAGGAUCAACUGGCGAAUUCGAACAACACGCAGUUAACAGCAACACCGAGUCAACCGGAGUAUCUAACAAUACACGGGAGUUAAUAGCGACAUCUAUUCGGCCAGUAAAUUCUAGCAACACAGUUCACAGCAACUCCUAAAGUCUACCAGAGUACAAAUAAGACACGUAGUUUACACCAACUGCUCGAGUCACACAGGGUCUCCUGUAACUGCGACGUUAACAACACACGGAUACAAGUACCCUGUGUGGCCAGUAACACCCAGACUCAACGGCAACACCCCAAAACACACCCAGUGUCACCAACAUCAUCUCACAUUAUCAUUAACAGCUGAUAAUACCAGCUACAGCCAGCUACAUUGAGCAUCACCAGCAAAAUGAGUGAUAAACCAGCUUUAAUACUUUCCAUCAAAUAAUGAGAAACUCAUGUCCUGCGCGUGUAAAUAAUAAGUUUUCACACGUGCAAUGCCCAUGCACUCUCACACAAUCACAUGAACAUAGAUGUUAGCACUCACAUGUGCACACAUAAGCGCAAGCUUUUUUGAUAACCCUGCACCCCCUGCAUUACCAGUUUAAUGACUUGUUUCCACAUGGAUGUUGUGGUGCUGACAAGGAGACCGCAAAGAAAUGAUGUAAAAAUAAAUUUGGUUUCACGUUUUUAA
Petromyzon marinus (sea lamprey) is the source of this 3395-nucleotide messenger RNA. NCBI's taxonomy places the organism in Eukaryota, Metazoa, Chordata, Hyperoartia, Petromyzontiformes, Petromyzontidae. The record is from RefSeq and is a predicted model, not a curated record.